UUUCCUUGCCAACUUCACAAUUCGGGUUCAGUGAAUACAUUUCGGUUAUCAAGUCGGCUCGGCUCAGGCGUCGCCCACGUGCCGGGAGGAGCGUCUGCUGGCCUGACGGUGUUGUUGUGUGUGAGUGUGCGUGUGUGCAUGUGUGUGUGUGACCCCAGGAGAACGUGAGGACACCCCGUGACGCAGCGUGUGGCACCUGCAGGAAGCGGAGGCACCACCACCACUACCACUGACCGGCCACGGCCAACCAUUUGGGCACUACUGACUUAAUCACCACCACUACCACUCCCACCUCUAUCCAAGAUGUCGUGGUUGUUUGGCAUGAACCAGCGGCCACAAGACUUUUCACAGUUUGUGCCACCAGCAGCAGCAGGCGGGGACCAGGGUGGGGCCGGGGACUCAGGUGAUGGGAAGGGUCCGAGGGGUGGAGCCAUGGAGGCCUACCGCUUUGACUCAUCAGCCUUGGAGAGAGCCGCCAAGGCUGCUAAGGAUCUGGAAAAAUCAGCUUAUGCUAAGGAAGCUUUUGAACUGACAAAACUCCAGGAGGAAACCAAACAGAAAGAACUAAUGGGUACAGCCAAGGAGAUGGAGCGACAAAUAGAGCUGGCUAAGGCAGAAGGAAAGCGAAUUGAGCAGGAAGAGAGAAGGAAAACUCUCCAAGAACAGUCCAAGCUGGACCAGCAGAAGUCUCAGUAUCAGGACCAGCUGGCACGUAAGAGGUAUGAGGACCAGUUAGCACAGCAGCAGAGGAUGAAUGAAGAGAACAACAGAAGGCAGGAGGAGUCUGUGGCCAAGCAAGAGGCCAUGAGGAAAGCCACCAUAGAGCAUGAAUUGGAGCUACGGCACAAGUAUGACAUGAAGAGAGUGGAGGCAGAAAUGGCAGCCAGGGCCCGGACGGAGAGGGAGAACCAGGACCUCACGCUGGAACAGAUUCGGGUGCGUGCGGCAGAGGACCGAGAGACGACCCUUAAGAGUCUGGCAGAGAAACGGGAGACCGUCCUCUCCUCCAUCAAGACUGCUGGAGCAGCGAUUGGCACUGGUAUUGAUGCCUUCCUGAGUGAGCCGGCCAAGAUCCAGGCAGCUGUGGCAGGCCUGGUAGCCCUCACUGCUGGCUACUAUGCUGCCAAAGGCUCCCUAGGCAUUGGAUUUAGAUUCCUGGAGGCAAGGUUAGCUAAACCCUCACUGGUGCGUGAGACCUCAAGGAUCAGUCCCUUUGAGACUGUGCGGCACCCAAUUCAAACUGUCAAGAAGCUGCAGAAGAAGCCGGAGGAUGUGCUGGAUGGUGUUGUUCUGAAUCCCAAGGUGGAGGGGAGAGUAAGAGAUAUUGCUAUUGCUACAAAAAACACAAAGUUCAAUAAGGGCAUGUACCGCAACAUUCUCCUGCACGGGCCGCCAGGAACAGGCAAGACCCUCUUUGCAAAGAAACUUGCCAUGCACUCAGGGAUGGAUUAUGCAAUCAUGACGGGAGGAGACAUUGCUCUGCUUGGCAAGGAGUCUGUUGGUGCCAUUCAUAAGGUGUUUGACUGGGCAAGCACAUCACGCAAUGGUUUGGUGCUGUUUAUUGAUGAGGCGGAAGGAUUUCUGCGGAAACGUCAUGAAAACAUCAGUGAGGAGCUGCGGAUGGCCAUCAGUGCUUUCCUGUACCGGACUGGAACACAGACCGACAAGUUUAUGAUGGUGCUGGCGUCCAAUACUCCAGAGGUGCUUGACUUUGCCGUGGUGGACCGUGUGCAUGAACCAGUGGAAUUCCCUCUCCCAUCAUUGUCUGAGCGGGAAAGACUUGUAAGACUCUACUUUGAGAAGUACAUCCUCCUUCCGGCAUCUGAAGGCAAGCGGAGGUUGAAGGUAGCCGACUUUGACUAUAGUGCUGCCUGCUCAUCUGUGGCCAAGAUAACGGAAGGAAUGUCAGGCCGAGAGAUUACCAACUUGGCUCUGGACUGGCAGAUGACAACUUAUGCCUCCCUGGAGGGCAUGUUCUCUGAGGAGAUCAUGCUGAACAGAGCAAAGGCAGCAGUGGAGCACAAAAAGCACAAGGUGUCUUGGCGAAGCGCCCACGAGGACAAGAAGUCUGUGUUCAGUGCAGCAGUGAUUGCUGCUGCCAAAGAGGCGGCCUUGUCCCCAGGUGAGAAGCCUGCCACUCCCUUGCCUGAGAAGCCUGACUCACCGCCACCUGAGAAGCCUGCUGCUGCCAGCUGAGAGGCAGACUUGCUAGGGACCAAUACUGCCAGGCCUUGUGAUAAAACAUAAGGGUUUGUACAAGCUGCUGUGAGUGGAGAGUGGGUGUUUUCCUCCCUCAGUAGAAUGAAUCAGUUUGAAGAGAAUGAGCAGCUCAGUGAAAAAAGUUAACAGUAGAAUUCAAUGUUUCAGUAUCUGCUUGGCGUGAGACUAUGGCCGCUGGGACGUCUCGGGAAGCAGUAGAGUAGAGUGCCGUUUAAAUUGUUGCAAAAAAAGUAGUGUUUUACUAAUAUUACUAUCAAAGUAAAUAUUGCCACAUUUUAUUGGAUUUCCAUAGAAAUGUAUGGUGGUACACAGUGAUCUCUCAAAUAUGUCAAACAUGCAAGAGUUCAGCUUUGUUAACAUGCCUAAGACAUGUCUUGAAUCCAGUACAGCCAUGUAUUGUUCUAAAUUAUUGUACAAUAGGGAACAUGAAGAGGUACAACUCCCUAUGAGUUUCCAGUUUAUCAUAAGUGUGGUACCAUUCCAUAUUACUUUUUAUAUUGUCAGUGUUGAAGCAAAAAUAACUUAACUAGGAAAGUUUGAACAUGUAAUGUAUUAUGUAUGGAGGAAAGCAACAAGGCAGAUGUACAAACUUGUUUUAUUAUAAGUUUGCUUGUUUACUACAGAAACAAUGAACAAUAUUUUUGUAGUGUUCAAGUAAAUAAUUGUACAGGUAAACAAUUUGGAAUUGUACAGUGUCUGUAUAGAAUGGUAAAAUAAAUUGUUUUAUUGUU
Scylla paramamosain (green mud crab) is the source of this 2951-nucleotide messenger RNA. It is a transcript of the gene bor, whose product is annotated as ATPase family AAA domain-containing protein 3-A-like. Gene Ontology annotation, molecular function: zinc ion binding; ATP binding; ATP hydrolysis activity. The transcript has 14 exons. Gene Ontology annotation, biological process: mitochondrion organization. Gene Ontology annotation, cellular component: mitochondrion. Bases 304 to 2196 code for a protein of 630 amino acids. The record is from RefSeq and is a predicted model, not a curated record. Lineage: Eukaryota; Metazoa; Arthropoda; Malacostraca; Decapoda; Portunidae.